This is a messenger RNA of Corylus avellana, 940 nucleotides long. RefSeq lists its product as uncharacterized. Gene Ontology annotation, cellular component: nucleolus. Lineage: Eukaryota; Viridiplantae; Streptophyta; Magnoliopsida; Fagales; Betulaceae. The record is from RefSeq and is a predicted model, not a curated record.
GUCUUUCAGCUAACCCUAAACCUAAGGUAUUCUGCCGUCUCUCGUCUCUCUCCCUCGUCUCUCUCUCGCUCAUUCUCACCUCUCUUUGAAACAGGUAGUCGUGAGCUCUCUGUCUCUCUUGUUUUCUCGCUGCAAGCCAAGCCAAGUUUAGUCGUGACCUCAUAUCAUCUCUGCCUCUCUUGUUUUCUUGCUGCAAGCCAAUUAAGAAAAGCCCUCCCACUGCCUCAUUCGGCAAACGAAAACCUUAAAACCCAGUCAUGGCGUGCACAAUCGAUUUCCGCUGCCUCGACGAGGGCUUCGGUGGCAAGACCUACAAGCGGAAGCGAGAGGAAUCCCAGAAUCUGAUCAAUGAAGACCCGGCUCCCAUGGAGGUGGAAGAGGAGGCGGAUACUUGUCCACCUGCGGCGAAGAGAUGGGCGGUUGCGUCGGCGGAGAACCCGGACAAGCCGAGCUAUAACGGGGUGAUAUCCGGGAAAGUCUCCGGCCGGAAGUGGAAGCAGGCGAGGAAGCAGAGAGCGUCGGCAUCGAAGGUGAGCCUGAAGGGCACGAACUUCGAGGAAAGGGACAAGCAGAAGGAGAUAAAGAAGGCGUACAAGGCGAGAAUAACGGAGCUGAAGGAGGCGAUAAGACAGAACAAGGUGGACAAGCGGAAGAAGAGGGAGGAGAGGGAGAAGAAGAAGAAGGAGAACAUUCUGAGGUCUGGGACCAAACUCCAGAAGAUCACCAAUCCCAAGACAUUGAAGAAGAUCGCCAAGUCCAAGCAGAGGAAGCUCCUCAAGGUUGUUCCCGACGAUAUGCUCAACAAGAGCAAGAGCAAGAACCAGUAAUCACUUUUAUUAAGCUUAAUUAUGAUUUUGCUUGAAAAUCUUGCAUUUGCUUCAAAUAUGAUUCUAUGUUGUUUCUACAACCGAUAUCUUUCUAGCUCUUCUCUUGUGAUCAA